AUUUAAAGCAAUUAUUUAUCUUCACAUGGCAGACAACAACAUUUCUAAUCUUAAUUUUUACAUAAUUUGCAAACUCAUAUGUGCCACCAAGCAAGUUAAUAAUUUGCAUUUGAUUUGUUUGGAAAUAAAUCCCAUUAUGACAUCACAGGUUCGAUUCGUGACUCAUAAAUACACAGGUGAAGUCGUCAUUCAUUGUCACUUGCUAUUCCAUGAAGACUCUGGAAUGCUGAUGACAACUUAUAUAUCAGAACCAGGUACCCAGAUUAAAACACACACACCGUCAGGCAAUGCUUAUCCAGGAACCUGCAACAAAACUGAUGUUUUCCCUUUCUAUAAUUUCCCACCAUGUGAACAAGAACGUGACUAUGUUCAUAAAUACUAUCAUGGAAAUAACAAUGGACACGGUCAUAGCUAUGGGCAUAACUAUGGUUCUGAACAUGAGCACAGUUACGGCUAUGGUCAUGAACCGGUCCAUAGUCAGGAACAGAGUUAUGGAAAUGGCUAUGAACAAACCACGGGUCAGGAACAAACCACCGGCCAUGAGCAUCAAUACAACCAAAAGAAUGGCCAGAAAAAUGAUUUUGUUUUGUUGUUGGGUGCUGAUGAGGAAAACGACGAGUUAAACGAUAAAAACUUGGAUUACUUUAAUGAAUUAAAACGAAAAGAAUUCUUGAGCCGAUUGAAACAAGACUCGAUAUUUGAUCCUUCAUUGUUGUUCUAGGUUUUAAAUGCUCAGAGUUUUAGAUUUGAAACGGUUGUGUGCAGUUUGUUGUUUGGGUUAGGGGUUGACUUAUAUUGGUGGUAUCAACAUAUGAUAGAUUUGUUAAAAUUGUUUACAAUGAUGAGGCUAUAUAAGCAGAUGUGACUGUUGGUUGGCUUGGUCAUGUGUUUAUUCUCUUUUCUUUUGUUUAUUUUCUUUUCUUGUCAUUAAAGAAUAUUCAUAGAAUUAUAAAACCGCAUCUUUAUGACUCUUAAAGAGUGUUGUUAAUUGUUAUAAAAACACGAUCAGGAAAUACUGAAACUUUUGGGUUUAACUGCCCCCACUUUUUAAUUAAAUAUUAGAUACCGAUAUAUACAAUAUAUAUACAUUGCAUUUUUAUUAUGAAUACAACUCGUUGAUUGGGCGUUCUAUUUAUAUCUGCCGAGGGCUCCGUAUGCGUACAAGCACUUGAAAUUUGAGUGCGCGCACGGCCUACUAGAGAUAGCCCCCGGAAAACAUAUGGCUAGUAUGCCGUGGUGCGCGUAAAGCUCUAUAUUGUUAUAACUGACAACUGACAACAUGUCGGCAUGAUUGACAAGCCGUAAUCGUCCGACUCCGUGGCGCAACGGUAGCGCGUCCGACUCCAGAUCGGAAGGUUGCGUGUUCAAAUCACGUCGGGGAAAGAAAAGCGUCCAUAUUGUUAUUAAUGCGAUGACUGACAACAUGGCGGCAUGAUUGACAAG
Molecule: messenger RNA, 1443 nt
Organism: Ciona intestinalis (vase tunicate)
Lineage: Eukaryota; Metazoa; Chordata; Ascidiacea; Phlebobranchia; Cionidae
Source: RefSeq, a predicted model, not a curated record